AUGCCUGGCUUCCUCAACGGAUACACGAUGCUCUUCGUUGACCGGACGGUUCCAGAAACAUACGGCGAACUAGUGUCUUGGGAUGACGAUGAUGCUGCUUUCGAAAACAUGACCAAAGGUGUUGGCAUGCACCCUGGGCAUGGGUUACAGGUUUUGGAGAUACAGCAACGUAUCUGGGCCUUCCUUGUUAAGUGCUGCCGGAUUCUGUUGCAAGACGUUAUUUCGACAGUUGAGUCUGAGGUCCUUCCUAAUCCUGGGCCGCCAGCUAUACAGGACGAAAACGCCAUGUUGCUGGAGAUUGUCUCUCUUGAAGCGCCCUAUCGGCUACCCGCUCACCUCGAGUUCGACCGUUUGAAAGCUAUGGCUUCUGCAGAACGCAAUUUGAGAGAGGACCAUCUAUGGAGUAUGCGUGAAGACCCUGGGUACUUUGGUGAAACGAUGCAAGAACUCUCCGAGCAUCGGCAAGAGAUGCUCUUGGACACUCGGGGUAAGCCGCAUCCUACACUGAAAGAAGCGGGUCGUCCACUGUUCUGGAAUCGAGUCUUGGGUACUGCAUUUGUGCCAGCCUACUUUGGCUCGGCGAUCUUCGAUUAG
This is a messenger RNA of Alternaria burnsii, 594 nucleotides long. RefSeq lists its product as uncharacterized. The transcript has a single exon. The record is from RefSeq and is a predicted model, not a curated record. Lineage: Eukaryota; Fungi; Ascomycota; Dothideomycetes; Pleosporales; Pleosporaceae. The coding region runs from base 1 to 594 and encodes 197 amino acids.